AUUGUUUUUUUUUAGAUGAAAAUUUGUCUUUGAGUCUCACAGCUUCCAAUGUCUGACUGUAGCUCUUUUUUUCACAGAGAUAAACGAAAUCUGCCUGUCCUUUGUCAGAGCGGAUUGCAAACAAGGCAGUAAGUUCUUUGUGUUGACUUCUAUUUGAGUGUAAACAUAUGGGGCCAAAUGUAUCAGUCUUUGCGUACAAUUUGCUGUAGGACUAGGUUUUGGUUGAAAGAAUACAGACAUCCAGUGGAAGCAGACAUCCAGUGGAGCCAAUGGUAUACAUUGAAAAUGUAAAUAGAUUGCUCUUUUUUAAGUACAGUUCAGCUUGUGUAUAUUUCACAUUGAUCACUGUGCAACUGGGGUAUAACUAUUAAUUGUUUGAUAAUUGUUGGUAGAGCUCACCAUAAUGUUUCCACAGUCGUCUGGUCACCCAAGAUAACACACAACAACCCAACAUUAUCAUGACAUGAACCCUUGUGUCUGUUGCAGACAGGUGUUGGAGAGUACACUCCAAAAUGCCCUACCAGUGGCAAUUUAAGGCUGGAGAAACCUGGACCGACUUUCCACUCAGUGAAGACAUCGAGAGUGACUUUUGUAACCCAAGUCGUGCCAGCUUCAUCGCUUUGAGUGUGAAGUGUGACCCCGUUUGUUUUGAUACCAUGACCUGCGGGCCCCAUGAGGUGCGACGGCUCUCCACAGCCCCCUCCGUGCUCAUGCCUGACUUCAUCCUCACCACCGAGUGGCUCUGGUACUGGGAAGAUGAGUACGGAAAAUGGGUCCCCUAUUCCUCCAUAAAAGAGAUGCACAGGAUGUCCUCAGUGUACUCCAGUGAUCUGGAAAAGCGUUACCAGGAAGACAACAAUGCUGUGGUCCUCUUCACAGCUGGUAAAGAGCACUAUGAACUGAGUUUCAAAGAUAUGGAGCAAAAGAAUGUGCACUAUGGCACCCCGAGACAGGUUAGAAGAAGACCUGAGUUCAUCUCAUCGGUUGGUGUCCAAACCGCCAGAACCAGGUAUGGUGGUGUUAGUGCUAGUAGCAAUACCUCAAUGCUACUGUAAUGGUUGUAAGGCUUUAAAUAUUAAGCUUGUGCUUCAAUCACAG
Messenger RNA from Clupea harengus (Atlantic herring), 1098 nucleotides. Its product is annotated as protein mono-ADP-ribosyltransferase PARP12-like. Lineage: Eukaryota; Metazoa; Chordata; Actinopteri; Clupeiformes; Clupeidae. The coding region runs from base 513 to 1055 and encodes 180 amino acids. Gene Ontology annotation, molecular function: metal ion binding; NAD+ poly-ADP-ribosyltransferase activity. Gene Ontology annotation, cellular component: nucleus. The transcript is spliced from 4 exons. The record is from RefSeq and is a predicted model, not a curated record.